This is a messenger RNA of Coprinopsis cinerea okayama7#130, 162 nucleotides long. RefSeq lists its product as hypothetical. The transcript is spliced from 2 exons. Bases 1 to 162 code for a protein of 53 amino acids. NCBI's taxonomy places the organism in Eukaryota, Fungi, Basidiomycota, Agaricomycetes, Agaricales, Psathyrellaceae. The record is from RefSeq and is a predicted model, not a curated record.
AUGCCAAAAUACUCGUUGGGAUGCGGGCCGUUAAACGGCAAACAACCAAGGCCUGUUGGGACAAAAUGCCCCAAAACCAACAAAAGAAAAAUCCGCAACACCAAGAGUCGAACUCACCGGACAUCAGGUGGCCUUAAGGCGUCGAGAAUCUUGGACGCGUGA